Solea solea (common sole) is the source of this 9712-nucleotide messenger RNA. It is a transcript of the gene dnaaf9, whose product is annotated as dynein axonemal assembly factor 9. The record is from RefSeq and is a predicted model, not a curated record. Lineage: Eukaryota; Metazoa; Chordata; Actinopteri; Pleuronectiformes; Soleidae. Bases 124 to 3558 code for a protein of 1144 amino acids. The transcript has 37 exons.
GUGUGUGUGUGGACGUUCACCAGGGUGAUGGAGAAGAAGACGAUGUAGUUUCACGGCCUGAAAAGACAAGACAAAUACUUAACGUUGUUCGGUUUAAAAACGUGAACUGUGCGUGUCGUCACAAUGGCCGGUAUAAGAACAGUAAACGGGAAAUUGUCGGGGGUCAACCCAGCUGUCAGUUGCUGUCGCCUGCGUCAGGUCCAGUCUCUGCUUCGUGAGAGCGGUGUCUCCACUCCUGACGGCAUCUUGUGCUCUCUUGGAAUUGAGAGCAGAUACAAUGAAGGGUGCACUGAGCUGGCGAAAUACCUGUUUUACGGACUGUAUGGGCAGAACCCGCUGAAUAUAGAACACACCCUUGAGGAAUUCCCAGAGGAAAUGCUGGAUGAUGUGAUCCUGCUGAUCAAGGCGGAGUGUGUUCAUCUGUACUGCAACCCACUGAACUACAGCUACCUGUUGCCCUACAUCUCUCACUGGAGGAACCUGCAUCUCUACUGCAUGACAGAGUCAGAGUAUGAAGACGAGGAAGCAGCGGAGGAAUUCAAAAUCUUCAGUUUUGUCACGAUGGUGCAGGACUGCUAUCAUAUCGGCGUUCCUUUCAGCGCGCAGGGACACAUGCAGAAGUUUGACAUGUUCAUGGUGGAAAAAUGGCCCCUGAUUCAGGCGUUUGCUCUUGAAGGCAUCGGUGAAGGGAGCUUUUUUACUCUGAAAUACAAGCUCAUGGAUAUGAGUGAGAAACUGUGGCAGGUGUACAACAGACUGGACCCAGUGUCUCUGGACAGUCUGCUCGCAGAGGACCUGGUGAACUUUGAGAAACAGUGGAGUCAGUUUUUCUCCAGCAUGGACCUGGAGAGUCAUCUGUCCAUCCUGGAGCUGUCUGAAGCUCAGGCAGGCGAGGCAUUCCGCACGUAUUACUGCCACGGACUGAUCUCAAGCAACAUCACAGAUAAAAGUAAAAGUCAGCAGCCCUUCGUGUUGUUCGGGAAGCAUUCUUCCUCUGAGGAUAUGGAGAACUAUUCCUUCAACUUCCCCUCAGAGAGUCAUCAGGUCCGCAACACGGGGCGUCAGGGCUCUGCAGCCACACACAUGGUCCUGCAGUGUGUUUCUCCCAAAGGACCGCUAGCCUGCUCUCGAACCUAUUUCUUUGGAACCUCUCACUCACCAUACCUUGGAAAUCAGAACACCGUGCAAAAGAAAACAGAAGCCUUACUUUUGUCACAGAUUUAUUCAGCUGCUGUUCAAGCGGUCCUUUCUGGAAUCAAAUGCUUCUCCUCUACAUCCAGUGCCACCAAAGCGAAGGAUGUCGCAGAGAACACCUUCCUCGUGGCUUUGGACUCGAUGGGUUUGAGCGUGUACCGCAGCUCUCUCAGGUCCAAAUGUGAAUUCAGCAUUCAAGCCGUGAACAAGCAAGGAAGGAUUAUUCCCCUGACUGAUGAAGAAAGCCGCUAUGUGGCAAAAACGGCCGCCAUGACUGUGCACGACAUCCCAGACCUGCAGUGGGAUCAGGGGAACCUGGGCUCUGUCGUCUUCUCUGAGUCCUUCCUGGAGUCCAGCAUCAACAUACAGCAGAAAGAUGGCACUGUGUCCUCAGACAGCUGCUACACCAUCCUGACGACAACUGUGCCACGCUACGCCUGCUGGCUGAUGGAGUCUGAUGUGAAGCAGUCUGAACAAGCGCAGCAUCUCACUAAGACCGAGGAGGACACUUGUUUGGGGACGUCUCUGACCGUAGCAGAUGCGGCGUAUGUCUUCUCCAGCAGUCAGCUCUCCACCCCUGAAGAAGGGAAGAUCAUUUUCUUCUCCGAGGGAAUCCUGUUCAUUCAUUCUCAGUAUGGCAGCAUCACUCUGUCAAAAGAUCACAUCAACGCCAUCAAGUUCUAUGAUCCGGACUCGAGCGCCGUGGCGUCUCUGUUUGUGGAGUACGGCAGCAGUCUGCUCCCACACCUCCCGUUCCCGCUCCACAGCGCCGACCACUGUCUGGUCUUUGCUCUGCAGCCCAGGUCUAAGAGCCACCGAGCCUUCUACUCCAAGGUUUUGUCAGCGUGGCAAAACCCUGAAUCUAGACUCAAUCUGCAGCUGCUGGACCAAGAGCAACUGAGCUGGAGCCAGAAAAACAUGCACGCCAGACUGCAGAAGCUGCACGCCAGUCAGGAGCCCCCAGUGGCCAAACGCAGAGGCAGCCUGAAGACCUCGUACUCACAGCUGCCAGAGCAGGACAUGUUUCUACAGCACUUUGCCCUGAGCAGCAUCAGUCAGGAGCCCAUCCUGUACGACCACCUGGGGGUGCUGUUCCCCUCCGCAGAGCUGAGGAACACAGUCGGCGGCCCGGGAGACAGGGUCGUCGUCAGCAUCAUCACCGGGUUGCCAGGAAGCCACAAGGAGAGACUGUGCAAGUACCUGGUCAAGCUGAACAAGGAACACGGACAGUGGGUGGUUUAUGAGCCUGGUGUUGACAGCUGUGACGGCUUCUCAGCAUCUCACCUCCAGCAGUAUUUGUCCAGCUUCCUGCAGAGUCAGAGAGGCUCAGGAGGAAAACCCCGUCUGUUGGUUCUCUCACCUGGAUACACCGAUGUUCUCGACGUGGUCCAGGCUGUGCUUUUCCACCCCGACCCUGUAGUCCAGACACGCUUCGCCAUCGGUGCGGUCACCGCCUGUGUGGACCCUGUCGCUUCCUGUUUGGAGCACAGAAUUGCCUUUCCAAAGCUGUUGGAGCAGUGCAGCCAAGGUGCUGUGAGUACAGUGGUGUUCACCGGGCUGACAGCAGAGCAGAAGCACCCUCUCAUGCAGCAUGUUCAGCAGUUGGUACGCUCUGCCAACCCCACCGCGGCCUUCAUACAAGCAGAGAGGGGAGCUGUCACCAGGAAUGAAGAUGUGAAUCUGAUAUUGUCUGAGAGCAGCUUCAACGAGCCACAGAUGCUGAGAGCACGUUAUGUCCUCUACCCUGGAUGGUGCAAAGGGCGCUUCUUCUCCGGUUCUGGGUCUCUGGUCCUCACCCAGCAGCGCGUGGCUUUCAGCCGGCCCCUAGAGAGGCCUCUGUUUGUUACCCGCUGUAAAGCAAUCAAGUCGUCACUAAAGCCAAGCCCCUUCCACGGAAACGUGUACAACGUCUGGGGAAGAGUCAAAUUUUCUGACUCGGAGCAAGUGAUGGAGGUGAGCUACAACGCGCUGAGGGGGAGCCUGAGCAUCGGCACCACCCACAGCGGUGACCCCGGCGCCUCCUGCUUCCUUGUCUUUGAUGGUGUCGGACUGACUGAGGAUGGACUGAAAGACUGGCUCAGGCUGUGCACCAAGCAGAGGCAGAAAAAGAAGCCUAAGAAGACCAAAAAUACCCUCUCGCCACAGGAAAUCAAGAUCAUACAUGUGAGCCGGCGCUUGGACCCACUCCCACCGGGCUACUUCUACAACGGCUACCAGUACGUCGACAUCUUUGGAGACAAACAGAGCUUCCAUCCCAACAUGGAGGAGUUUUUAAAGGAAUACGUCGCCGAGGCCAACAGAGACAUCGAGCUGUUCAACCGUCAGCUGGAGCUGCAGGAGCAACCUGACCUGUUUGACCCAUGAUGUAGACUCGGUGUGUUUGUGUACACGUCCACUGCCUCCAUCUGUCUUCAAAUCCAAGAUAACCAGUGUGGGAGGGCAUAGGGUGGAGGGCGGGGAGUCGGGGAGGGAGUUUAUUUAGCAAACAUUCCACUAGAAUGGUACAAUGCGCGUUCACACAGCACGUAUCGACAGAACUCCGUUCAUUUUCUGUGCACUGGGUCACAUUUAGGGUUGUUUUUAAUAAUACAGCGAUAGCCAGGAAGAUAUUGAUACUCCAAAUACCACUUGCGAUACCACGGGGAGGUGAUGGCAACAAAAAUAACAAGUAAUUAAUGACAACACAAAUAUGAAGUUGUUCCAUGUAGGGCAUAUUUUUUAGCCGUAGUUGGUUAUUUCCUCUCUUUUAGGUGCCUUGACUUCAGUCGGCUGCCUUUGUUCGUCAGCCUUUUCUGGUUCAGUUUCAAUCGGUGCUAUUCAGUGUUUUAUUUAUUUUACAGCCCUUGUCACAUUGUCUCCUAAUGUGGGCGCAUGAAAUGACAUCACCCAUAAGAGGCCAGUGAUGUCAAACGGUGGCUGUUCGCGCCUCGCAUCCCUCAGCGACUCCGCCAAAUUGAGCCGCUAGCGGUUUGUCAAGUCCGGUGUUGUUUAUCAAAUAAAAGUGGCAAUCGGAUGCGGUCACUUGCUUAUGAACUCGGAUCAAAAUCAGCGAAGAGAGUCGCUCGGCAGACCAAUCUGAAACUCAACACAGCACAGGAGCGUGAAUGUGAACCUCAUCGAUUUUUACACAAACCGCUGAGCCUGCGGUGGGCCGUGAGACUCUCUCACAAUCGGAGGGAAUUUCCAGGCCCUCGCCGCUCCAGCUUUCUGUUUAUCACAGUUGGCAAAUUAAAGCCUCUAUUUCUGGACAGGCAUGGAUAGCCGUGUGAUGCCGGUGAGCUCCCUGGUGGGGUUUCUCAAGAAUCGCUCCUCCUCUGUUGUCACCCAAUCCACUGCCCACCUGUCGGCUCGUCUGCGGCAGAGGGAGCGCUUUGGCCAUAGAGCUGUAAACAUUGGCCAGCCUGUUGGCUGCGGACAGCUGAUGGAUGAUGCCAUUAAUCACGGCGCUGUACGCCACCCCAGCGCUUUAUUUUAAGACUCCUAAAGUGAAUCUAAUGAAAAAAAAAAAGGAGGAUUUCUGUCUCUGCGGUGAAGUUAGAAAAGGCGCUGCAAAGUCUCUAAAGCACUGACUUCUGUUUAUUAUAAUGCUGCUAAAUUUCAGAGAGAACAUCACAUUUCACUGUUUUGGUCCACAUAUUUGUUCAUGAAGUUUAAACAUUCCCCUUUUUUUUAACACAUAUAUCGUGGGUCACAGGGGGAGGAAAGGGAAAUGAACUAAUCCAGGGGAACUCUGGUCAUGAAUAGAACUUUUUAACUGAAAGGUGAUGAGGUUUUGUAUCCGUGAUGUGAUGUUGCAGAGCGAUGCUACUUAUUUUUGCUCUGCACUCGUUUGUUUUAUGCACUUAACCGUAUGUUCUUCUUAUCAGGGUUCCUACAGCAGCGCACGUGGUCAUGAAAUGUGCUUUCUCGUCCGAUUAGGAGUUAAAAGUGUGGUAAAUAUGUGGGAUUUAGGUCAGGUUAGGAUCAUGUAGGUACCCUGCUACAUCUACACGUAGAGAUGUGAUGGCUUUCAUUAAUGAUGGGGUCAGCAGUGUGACCGCUGUUUGAAUAACGGUCGCGCCCAAUGGUCAUUUUAAUAGUUGUCGGGGAAUUUGAUUGCAAAAAAAUUGUGAAAACUUUCCUCCACAAAUCAAACUUCCCUUUUAAAGAAACCACAACUUAUUCACAUUUAAACACUAUUCAGAGUCAUUAAUCUAUGAAAUAGAUGGCAAUUACUUUUGUAGAUUAUACGCAAAGUGGGUUAAUUGCCGCGGCCCUAUGUGAAAUGCAUUAUUAAUCACUGCUGCGGCAACAACGCUAGGAUAGAUUACCCUGGCCUUUGUGUUCAGAGUCUACAUUAGAGGAGAAACGUUUGUUUAUUCCCAGCUUUAAAUCAGCAAAUGGUUAUAAAAAGGGAAAAAAACACUGUUAGCAAAUGUUGUUUUUUUUUAAUCCCACAUGACCUGGCUGUGACUCGAUCGUAAUCCUGAACUCAGCCCAACACUGCUGGCCCCCGCUCGUCCGUCCGUCCAUCGGGUCUGUCUGCUCAGUAGAAUCAACUGUGAUCCGAAACAACAAAGCCAUACCAUACGCUAGAUGUGCCACUGUCUUUUAGGAGAUUAGAUAAACGUAUAUUAUCAAAGACGUACGCGCCUCCAGCAUGUACUGUAUUACCCUGGCACAUUCCACUUAGCCAGCAGAGGAGGGGGGUUCACACAGAUGAGGAGCUUAGACUUUGAGUUACUCACUCCCUGAACCCCUCUCUUUCAGUCCUUCUCUAAAAAAGAAGUGCAAUUGUACCUUGUGUUUUUUUUAAUUAUAUAUAUAUAUAUAUACAUAUAUAAAUAUUCUACUUGGCGAAACCUCUCGCAGCUCUUUAAGGACAAACAAACAAAUGUCGCAGCCUAUUCUGUCGGACGCUGCUUCUGUUUUGAGUGUUUGUAUCUCAGACGGCACUGUAACGUGUUGCUGAACGGCAUCGUGGGAGGGGCUGGGUAUUGAUUGCCAUUUUAUACCGAUAUCUGGACUCUGAUACCGAUUCCUGAAUGAUACAAUUCACAAUAAGUAAUAAUCGUACGUUUAAGACGGCGCGGUCGUCUUCUUGUCGUGGAACGUGAAGUAAAUUUCUGCUCUUUGAUUUAUUCCGUGUCACGACACCCAAACGUCAGCCUCACAAAAAGUAGCACAAACUCGGAACUGGGAAUGUCGUCACCUCUCGAGUCCGAAAACUACACGGACGCAAAUAUAUAUCGCACUACCAGUAGAUACCAACACUCUACGCGGUAUUUUUACGCUUACAAAAAGCGUGUACAAAAUUGAGCGGUACGAUGUUUACUGUUGAUUUAACAGUAGUGCAAUUAACAGUAAAAGUAGCCCAACACUGAGUUUGGCUUUCCGUGUUGUUAAUCCGACCCGAGGGAGCGCACAUGCACUUGUCAUUACGGUAGCCAAUUGCUCGCCAAUCAAAUCGUGUUCAGUUGAAACACGACGCGGUCCACGUGGAGCUUUUGGACCAGGUUGUUCUCCGGGUUUUUGUCCGACUCACGAUAGCCAGCACACGGCAGUGAGUCCUGCAAAAAUAACGUCACAAACCAAGAGAAGUGUCGUCGUCGUUUGAAUGAAAAACAUUACGGGCUCUUACAAAAUGACUGAUGGAACAAACGGAUUAAAGAGCUGGUUAUUAAGAGCGCAGAGGAUGACAUGCAACACAAAUCCUUUGUUGACAAAAAAGAAAAGCCCGAUUAGGCCGUAUGCUCUGAGGUGCCCUCUCUCUAUCUCUCUCUCUCUCUCUGCGGAGCCGUCUGUUGGCAGCAACAGUUGCCGUCACUCUGACAGUUAUAUAAUACUGCAGAGGUUUUUACCUCGACUGGCAGUGAAAUGGCUGCGAGGCAGAAGAAGAGCAGUAUUGGCAAAGAGACCCGAAAAGAUAAGUCCUUAAAGAGCCGAGGGGGUUUUACGCGAGAUGUUUGUUACACUUCAAUCAAAACACCGCUGCUGCUGCUGCUGCUGCUGGUGGUGGUGGUGCGCUCACGGCAAACGCUAAGCUAACUCUUCGCGUAUAAAUGCGCUUUUCUAUUCAAAUUUGCACAACAAAAGUCAAAUUUGGGACAAAAAUUGUGUGAAAAAAAGCACUUGAGAACGUUACGAACGCGGGAAAACCUGCUUUGCAUUUAGCGUGAACACCGCACACGUAUACACUUCUACUACAAGUAUUUCUAUACUGUUUUGCAUGUGUCAAGAUGUCACGUGAACACGAUUGACACCAUUAUUACACAUAUAUAUAUAUUCUAGUGGAAAGAAUAUUUGCCUUUCACCAAACUGGUACAAUUGAGAGAAUUACGAUGACGACUUUAGUUUUUUUUUACGAUGUCCAGGCGGAGAAUUGAAUUACCUCAACGCGACAAAUGCUAUUUUUUUAUAAGACUGUGAAUUUGAAAAACAUCGGCGCCGCCGCCUGCACAAGCUACACAAGGCAGAUGCAAUUUUUUUUUUUAAGUACAAAAAUAAAAACUCAGUAGAGAAUCUGAUCGAUCGUAAGAAACGUCAGGUUUUUUUGUUUUUUCUGAUCCAGCAGUGCCUUGGCUACAAAAGAGAAAAAAAAGAGAAAACGCAGAGAUUAAAGCGCUGCGUUCACAGCUCCGUCCUCCUGCUCCCUGUCACAGGAGGAGGAGGAGGAGGAGGAGGUGUGGUCAGGCAAGGAUCCAUCCUUCAACAGUGUUGGUGAAAGGAAUCCAUGGAGUUGUUCUUAAAAGCAAUGUGUGUUUGUUUAUAUUAUUACUAAGCCAGAGGGUAAAGUAGACGGGGCCAUGCGCGGUAAGGCCACCGGAGGGCUCAGGACCAUAAAUGAACCAAAAACAAACGACAGCGACAAAAAACAAGAGAUUGCGAUAUCGGCUGAGCACUGAGACACUGCACUGACGUACAGUCGUACGUCAUUUUUGGUGGUUUAUUUAGAUUGGUUUUGUGUAAAUAACAAGCUAAAUAGUUGGAUUUUGUCAUAAAACGAGACAUGGUGCAAUUUUUGGAUUUAGGUACUGAUAACAUCAUCAGCACUGCCUUAAACUGUGAGAUUUUAGCCACUGAACAAAAAAAAGCCUCACCUCAUAAAAUCUACACCAGCCUAAGUCUACAAUAUCUGAGGAAGACGAGGUUUUUCUGGCUGAAAACUAAAGAUUGUAACUCACUCGACUCCUCCCACACCAAAGUCUAUAGAGAAAUUUAGCGUUUUUAAACUCACGGGGGACACAGGAGCUGCUGCUCCACUUCUGCCUCCUUUUAUACAUCUGUGUCGCGGUGGUAAAUCCAAAGUAUUUCAAACACUUAAUAAAGUCUAAAAAAUAACACGUUUCAGUGUUCAGAGAGAGGCAGCAGUGGCUCAACAACUCCUGUUGUGCUGUGGUGUAUAAUCGCUGGUUUUCUCUAUGGACUUUGGUGCAGUGAAGUGAGAUGGCGGUUGACUAAUCAACACAAAUGUUCAGUUUCUUGUCUGAAAACGCCAUCUUAACGUGAUGUUAUAGACAUGAGCGAGUGUCUACUGCUUCUACUUCAAAAAAAUCAAUACUGGGAAAUUGAAAUGUGUCUCGUUUUAUGCUCAGUCUGAGUUGGGAUAUGAAAUUGUUUGUAUCAGACGAUUUUAAAGAAAUGAGGAGGAUUGAGUCUGUGACUAAAGUUGGGCGACCCCUUACUUAUUGCACACUGGGGGCCCACGGAGCCCUCCACAAGCCUCCUGCUGCCACCGUCACGCAGCUCUCUGGCAACAAAAAAUAACAAAAACCCGAGCACCCUCGUGUCUUCAUCCCGUGUGUGGAGGCUAGCGAUUUUUGUAGCUGAAGUUAUAGGACAAAAACAAAGUUUGGUGUCAAUUGAUUUCGAGGAAAAAAAAGUGUACUACGACGCGAUGGCGCAGUGCGAGUGGGGUUUUGUUCUUUCCGAGACUUUGAAAAUUUCCGUCGGAGAUUCUGGAGGAAGUUUUUUCUUUAAAUGGUACUUUUUGCGGCUCAGAAAUUGAUUGAUUUUUUUUAAAUUGUCUCCCAGCCUUCAGGCAACUGUCGGACUGACAGGUUAAAAUGGAGUCACCUCGCAGCCGCCGCGCAGGUGUGCGAGAAUUAUUUCCACACCUGAUUUUACACAUUUUGCCCCCUGUUAAAACCCAGGUGUCUUGGAAGAAGAUGAGGGUGAAAUUGUGGUUUCAACAUUUUCUGGUGGCGCGCGUGUAAAAAUAGGACGUCCUGAUUGAAGCCUGGACGUGUUUGAUGGUGACAGAAUUAGAUUAUUUAUUCUUAUUUAUUUCCCUUCGUCUACAGGCCGUCCAAAGACAAAAAACUUCUUAUUGUUUAUUGUGAUGAAAGGAAAGAGCUCUGAAGUGCCAAACUGACUUCCACAUUUUGUUUUUGGAGGAAAACGAGCAAAACUGAAAUUGCAUUUGCACUAAAACUACUGUAACUUGUGUUUUUUUCCUGUGACUGAUGCUUUUUAUAAUAACCUAAUUGUAUUUAUUGCACCUCGUAAUCCAUUAAAUAUUUAUAUGGUUGAUCCGAAA